Molecule: messenger RNA, 309 nt
Organism: Coniophora puteana RWD-64-598 SS2
Lineage: Eukaryota; Fungi; Basidiomycota; Agaricomycetes; Boletales; Coniophoraceae
Exons: 1
Source: RefSeq, a predicted model, not a curated record
AUGAUCACAGCAUCGGCUUUUGCUGAAACCGACGGGAAUGUGUGGUGGAAACUUGCUGAAGCGUGUGCGCAAGGUGCUGUGUAUGACUCAAACGAACGCGCACCGCAUUCCAAGUGCCUCCCUCACACCAGGGAAAGCCUCCUCAGAGACCUUUACAGCCUCGCAGACGACAAGAAGCGCAAGAUCGUAUGGAUCGUCGGGGAGUCUGGUUCAGGAAAAUCAAGUGUAGCAUAUUCGUUUGCGGACCACCUUCAUCGUACCGGAAAUCUCGCAGGGACCUUCUUUUUUUCUAGGAAAUAUGCCAAACGG